GCCCCGUCACAAGGCCCGGCUGCGUCUUCCCAGCCGCAGGCGCAGGCCCAGCCGAGCGGCCGCCGAGCGGGUGCGGGUGCCGGUGCGGGUGCGGGCGCACCGGCCAUCACCGCGCGGCCGCGCAGCGGACACCGUGCUCACCGGCCUGCGGCGCCCCGCCACCGGUGAGUCCCCGGCCAGAGCCCAGGAGCGCAUCCGACCCGCUCGCCGCGCGGCCGGCCGCCCCCGCCCCCGCCCCCACGCGGGUCCUGCGCAUCCGAGCGUGGCCGCCUCGGGGGCGGACCGCCGAGCCCGAGGCCAUGUCCCAUGAAAAGAGUUUUUUGGUGUCUGGGGACAACUAUCCUCCCCCGAACCCUGGAUAUCCGGGGGGGCCCCAGCCACCCAUGCCCCCCUACGCUCAGCCUCCCUACCCUGGGGCCCCUUACCCGCAGCCCCCUUUCCAGCCCUCACCCUACGGUCAGCCAGGGUACCCCCAUGGCCCCAGCCCCUACCCCCAAGGGGGCUACCCACAGGGCCCCUACCCCCAAGGGGCCUACCCACAGGGCCCCUACCCACAAGAGGGCUACCCACAGGGCCCCUACCCCCAAGGGGGCUACCCCCAGGGGCCAUAUCCCCAGAGCCCCUUUCCCCCCAACCCCUAUGGACAGCCACAGACCUUCCCAGGACAAGACCCUGACUCACCCCAGCAUGGAAACUACCAGGAGGAGGGUCCCCCAUCCUACUAUGACAACCAGGACUUCCCUGCCACCAACUGGGAUGACAAGAGCAUCCGACAGGCCUUCAUCCGCAAGGUGUUCCUGGUGCUGACCCUGCAGCUGUCGGUGACCCUGUCCACGGUGUCUGUGUUCACUUUUGUUGGGGAAGUGAAGAGCUUUGUCCGGGAGAACGUCUGGACCUACUAUGUCUCCUACGCUGUCUUCUUCAUCUCCCUCAUCGUCCUCAGCUGUUGUGGGGACUUCCGGCGAAAGCACCCCUGGAACCUUGUUGCACUGUCGGUCCUGACCGCCAGCCUGUCGUACAUGGUGGGGAUGAUCGCCAGCUUCUACAACACCGAGGCAGUCAUCAUGGCCGUGGGCAUCACCACAGCCGUCUGCUUCACGGUCGUCAUCUUCUCCAUGCAGACCCGCUACGACUUCACCUCGUGCAUGGGCGUGCUCCUGGUGAGCAUGGUGGUGCUGUUCAUCUUCGCCAUCCUCUGCAUCUUCAUCCGGAACCGCAUCCUGGAGAUUGUGUACGCCUCGCUGGGCGCUCUGCUCUUCACCUGCUUCCUGGCAGUGGACACCCAGCUGCUGCUGGGGAACAAGCAGCUGUCCCUGAGCCCGGAAGAGUACGUGUUUGCUGCGCUGAACCUGUACACGGACAUCAUCAACAUCUUCCUGUACAUCCUCACCAUCAUUGGCCGCGCCAAGGAGUAGCCCAGCUCCAGCUCUCUGUGCCCGCUCAGGUGGCAUGGCUGGCCUGGACCCUGUCCCUGGCACGGGAGUGCCAGCUGUCCUUCCCCUCUCUCUUGUCCCCAGGCACAGCCUGGGGCAGAGGACGCCCCUCUCCAACCCUCCCAUAUGUACACUGCAGAUACUUCCGUUUGGACCCGCCGUGGCCACAGCAUGGCCCCCUUAGUCCUCCCGCCCCGCCAAGGGGCAACAAGGCCACGUUUCUGUGCCACCUCCUGUCUACUCAUUGUUGCAUGAGCUCUGUCUGCCAGCCCACCCCAGGGACUGGGGGCAGCACCAGGUCCCGGGGAGAGGGAUUGAGCCAAGAGGUGAGGGUGCACGUCUUCCCUCCUGUCCCAGCUCCCCAGCCUGGCGUAGAGCACCCCUCCCCCCCACCCUGGAGUGCUGCCCUCUGGGGACAUGCGGAGUGGGGUCUGAGCCCUGAGGGCAGAGAGGACGGCAUGUUUUAGGGGAGGGGGAAGCCUUCCUCUCAAUCUGCUGUCGGUGAAAUUCCAAUAAAUGGGAUUUGCUCUCUGCCUUUCCCGGUCA
Piliocolobus tephrosceles (Ugandan red Colobus) is the source of this 1979-nucleotide messenger RNA. RefSeq names its product glutamate ionotropic receptor NMDA type subunit associated protein 1 (gene GRINA). Bases 300 to 1415 code for a protein of 371 amino acids. Gene Ontology annotation, biological process: negative regulation of apoptotic signaling pathway. Gene Ontology annotation, cellular component: endoplasmic reticulum; Golgi apparatus; membrane. Lineage: Eukaryota; Metazoa; Chordata; Mammalia; Primates; Cercopithecidae. The record is from RefSeq and is a predicted model, not a curated record. The transcript is spliced from 7 exons.